AUGGAUCUCGUCAACCACCUCGAAGGAAGACUCCUCUUCGCCGUGCCAAAGAGCAAGUCGUGCCCAAUUCCAACACUGCUCUCCUAUCGGGGCGAGGGCCGUCUCCAACAAGCAACCCUCGAUCUCCUCGCCGGCUCUGACGUUCAAUUCCGUCGCGAAACCCGCCUCGACAUUGCCCUCGUCAAGAACCUUCCCAUUGCCUUGAUCUUCCUGCCCGCCGCCGACAUCCCCACCUUCGUCGGCGAGGGUCGCGUUGACAUCGGUAUCACCGGCCGCGACCAGGUCGCUGAACACGAUGCUACCCUGCCCGCUGGCGAGGUUUCCGGUGUUGAGGAGAUCCUCGACCUCGGCUUCGGUGGCUGCAAGCUCCAGGUCCAAGUCCCGGAGAAGGGGAACAUCACCGAUGCUUCCCAGCUGGUUGGUCGCAACGUCGUGACCAGCUUCACCGCGCUGUCCGACGCAUUCUUCUCUAAGCUGGAAGGUGUUGCGCCUGGCUCCAAGCUGCAGACCAAGAUCAAGUAUGUUGGCGGUAGUGUUGAGGCUGCUUGCGCGCUGGGCGUUGCGGAUGGUAUUGUCGAUCUUGUUGAAUCCGGCGAAACAAUGAAGGCUGCUGGCCUCAAGGCCAUCGAUACCGUCGUCGAGAGCACCGCCGUCCUCGUCAAGUCCCGCAACUCCAAGUCAGAUCUCCUCAACUUGCUCGCCGCGCGUAUCCGUGGUGUUAUUACCGCUCAGCGUUUUGUUCUGUGCCAAUACAAUAUCCCCCGCACUGAGCUGCCCGUUGCUACCAAGAUUACCCCCGGCAAGCGCGCCCCCACGAUCACUGCUCUUGAGGAGCCGGAGUGGGUGGCCGUCUCUUCGAUGGUGGAGAAGAAGCGCAUUGCUACCGUUAUGGAUGACUUGAUUAAGGUCGGUGCCACGGAUAUUCUUGUUUUGAAUAUCGCGAACUCCCGGACGGAUUAG
Messenger RNA from Penicillium waksmanii, 960 nucleotides. Its product is annotated as ATP phosphoribosyltransferase. The coding region runs from base 1 to 960 and encodes 319 amino acids. Gene Ontology annotation, molecular function: ATP phosphoribosyltransferase activity; magnesium ion binding. Gene Ontology annotation, biological process: L-histidine biosynthetic process. NCBI's taxonomy places the organism in Eukaryota, Fungi, Ascomycota, Eurotiomycetes, Eurotiales, Aspergillaceae. The transcript is spliced from 4 exons. The record is from RefSeq and is a predicted model, not a curated record. Gene Ontology annotation, cellular component: cytoplasm.